AUGGCGACCCCCAGGAUCAGCGCCCUCGACGUGCGGGCGAUGCUGCGGACGCCAGGGACGCGCCUGCUGGGCGAGGGCGGCAACGGCAGGGUCUUCCGCUCGUGGUUCCGCGGGCGUGAGUGCGCCCUCAAGGUCGGCUUGUACUCCGAGCAGGCGGACGACUUCGAGGAGGAGGUGGCCCUCAUGGAGGCCCUGCGCGGCGCCGGCGGGUCCCCCGUCCUCCUGGGCUUCUGCCCCGAGACGCCGGCCAUCCUCAUGACCCUGUGCGGGUCCUGCGACCUCUACUCCUACCUCUUCGAGAGGAAUCUGGAGCACGACCGGGGCCACCUGCUGGGCGUGGCCCUGCGCGUGACGGAGCGCCUGCAGGAGAUCCACCGCGCGGGCUUCGUCCACAACGACCUGAAGGCCGAGAACAUCAUGGUCUCCCUGGACGUCGCCGGGAGGCUCGAGGACGUGCACGUCAUCGACUUCGGGUACUCCUGCAUCGUGGGCGAGGCGCAGAGGCCCAGCGAGGGGGAGAGGCACUUCAUAUAG
Molecule: messenger RNA, 534 nt
Organism: Penaeus vannamei (Pacific white shrimp)
Lineage: Eukaryota; Metazoa; Arthropoda; Malacostraca; Decapoda; Penaeidae
Source: RefSeq, a predicted model, not a curated record